AUGGUCAUGAACGCCCUUACACCAAUCAGCGGCCAGGGUGAAAGCCAUAAUAAGCUGCCAUCCCCGUCCACAUCUCCCAGGCUCAUCCAACACCCUCCCGAUAUUAUCAAGUCAGAGCCCAUAACAGACAUCCACCUGGCCAAGUGGAAGGCUGAAGACGACCUUCUAGUCAAGGCCAACAGACAGACGCCCGACUCACACUCCUCCUCAGCCGCAACGCCCUUCUUCUGCCAACCACCAGCAGCCAUCGACACCAGGAAAUGCGAACCCAUGUCUCCGCCAGAUAACUACUCUGUUACUUCUUCCCCACAGACCUUUGGUUGGCCACCAUCCUCUGAUUCCGGCGAGAGCGAGCCUUGGACGCUGCACCACCACGAGCUGCUGCCCGAUCACUCUGCCUACGCCAACUCGCCAUCGUCGCCCGCCAGUGGCUGGGAUUGCGCAGUACCCUAUCAGUUCCAACACGCGCCUACGUCGGCAGCAUACUUCCCGGACUGCAGCGUCUCGUUUCCCACCUCCACCCCUCCCCCAAUGCAGGCCAACAGCUACUCGCCCGUGUUCGAGAUGGCUUCAAGCUAUGGCAGCCCACACUACCCGCCCAGCCAUUUUGGCGAUGGAUCGCCUACUCAACACCGCCCGAUGACUGCUGGGAUUUCCGACAUGAGCUCCCUGGGCAACGAGCCCACGUCGCACCACGACUACUCCGGGGUCAUGCCAACCCCGCCGAGUGACUACCCGUGCACCUCGGACGUCAGCAAGGCCAAGAGCGACAUCAAUAGCCUGCCUUACUCACAACUCUUGUACAGAGCUUUCAUGAGCUCAAAUACAAGAAAGCUGUCUUUGCGCCAAAUUUACCAGUGGUUUGAGGACAACACCAACAAAGCGGUGAACAACAAAGGUUGGCAAAACAGCAUCCGCCACAAUCUGAGCAUGAACCGGGCCUUUGAGAAAGCACCACUCAAGGAGGACGGAUCAGAAUCGAGACGGGCCACUGAGUGGGUAUUGGCCGACUGGGCGCUCCAAGAAGGCGUCCAGAGCACGACAAGGUAUCGCAAGGGCAACAUUCGCUCAAAAUCACACGGCUCAGAGCGAGAGCGCAUGGCCCACAGCUCUUACUCCGGCGGCCGCAGAGGCGUCGUCGGAUACAACGCGCGCGGCCGCGAGAGGCUGUAUAGCCACCACCGGAUGCCGAUGCACGGAAUGGCGCCGGACUCGCACGUCCUCUACGGCGCUCCCGUUCCAGCUCCAGCUCACCCUUCGCACCUGGCGACGUCGCACGGGUCUUCCGACGUUGAGGGCUACGUGCCUCAGGCGGGCGGGCUUUGCUACUCGCCGAUGGAGGCGCAAGAAGGCUACAAUGGAUUUAGCCAAGACGACGGUAGCAGCUACAGCAGCUACUCGAUGUACAAUCUCGGCGAGGCGAACAUGGGCGAGUAUGCCAUCGUUGGCGGCGUUCCCGACAACACCCUUGCGGUAGCCCAUGCUGGUGGCGUCGCGCCACCGCCAACAGUUGUGGUGGCAUUCGAGCCUCCGCUGGCAAUGUCAAAUGGCCAGCAGCAGAGGAGCUACGCGCACGCUGGCUACGACACGAGGCAAGGAAUCAGCGAGGGCGUACACGAAUAG
Molecule: messenger RNA, 1623 nt
Organism: Cordyceps fumosorosea ARSEF 2679
Lineage: Eukaryota; Fungi; Ascomycota; Sordariomycetes; Hypocreales; Cordycipitaceae
Product: forkhead domain-containing protein
Exons: 2
Coding region: 1-1623 (540 amino acids)
Biological process (GO): regulation of transcription by RNA polymerase II
Cellular component (GO): nucleus
Molecular function (GO): DNA-binding transcription factor activity, RNA polymerase II-specific; RNA polymerase II cis-regulatory region sequence-specific DNA binding
Source: RefSeq, a predicted model, not a curated record